AAGGUACAAUUAUGAGUACUCUAAUUGGACAUCUGGAGUCUUGCUUCAAGCACAAGGCUGGCACUCCAAGGCAGCCCACCAUUUGUGACCUGUCCAAGGCCAAGCUUACCAUCUCCAGAAGCAUAUUCAAUAACCCAGAGCACUAACUGCAGGGGAUUGAAAAGUUUUCACACAUAUGGAUCAUAUUUGUUUUCCACAUUAAUGAAGGAGGAGCAGUAAAGGCGAGUGGGGUCACAGUGGGUGUGUUUGCAACAAGGAGUCCACACAGACCAAACCCAAUUGGGCUAACAUUGGCAAAACUGGACAAAGUAGAAGGUGACACUUUACAUUUGUCAGGCAUAGAUAUACUCGAUGGAACGCCUAUCCUCGACAUCAAGCCCUACAUCCCUGUAUAUGACGGGGUGUCAACUGACUCACCAGCUUCUUCUACUGAGGAGAAAGCAAAUUUUGGAUGUGUUGGACAGAACAUAGCUAAGAAAGACAUCUCUGCAGAGGACACAGUCUAUGUCAGAACAAACCUUAGCUUCUCAGAACCACAUCAGAAAACUCUUAAAGACAAUUCAACUGAUGACACUUUGAAGGUUGAAAGCAAGGAUGUAACCCGGUGCGCAGAGAACAGCAGGAGUGGAGAUGUUUCAACAUCAGAACAGGUCACUGUUGCCAGUUGGGUCACAUCUCCACCUGUUCAAAAACUUCACGUUAGCUUCACCCACAAUGCUGAAGCAACACUUCAGAAAUCCCAUUCUAGAGGACAUGGCCCAGAUGUCUUCACCCUUACUUCCUUCAAGGACGGUGAAGAAGUCAAAGUCAAGAAAGCCAUCUGUGACAUCCUUAGUGCGGACCCGAGGUCUCCCUACUUCAGGAACAAGUGUCAGGACCGGCUGUACUUCUUCACUGUCGACAACGUCCACGUGACAUGCUGGUUUGAUGGGAACCUUGCAGAGGUCAUUAGAGUUCAGCCAGUGUCAAUUGUUAGUUGUGACCCUUUGGGUGGCCUUCAGUGAAGUGUACAAGGCAUCUAUCAUGCUUUGCCAAAAAACAGGUCCUU
Branchiostoma belcheri (Belcher's lancelet) is the source of this 1048-nucleotide messenger RNA. RefSeq names its product tRNA (adenine(37)-N6)-methyltransferase-like. Lineage: Eukaryota; Metazoa; Chordata; Leptocardii; Amphioxiformes; Branchiostomatidae. The record is from RefSeq and is a predicted model, not a curated record.